This is a messenger RNA of Panicum hallii, 605 nucleotides long. RefSeq names its product DNA-directed RNA polymerases II, IV and V subunit 10. NCBI's taxonomy places the organism in Eukaryota, Viridiplantae, Streptophyta, Magnoliopsida, Poales, Poaceae. The record is from RefSeq and is a predicted model, not a curated record. The coding region runs from base 112 to 327 and encodes 71 amino acids. Gene Ontology annotation, cellular component: RNA polymerase I complex; RNA polymerase III complex; RNA polymerase II, core complex. Gene Ontology annotation, molecular function: DNA-directed RNA polymerase activity; zinc ion binding; DNA binding. Gene Ontology annotation, biological process: transcription by RNA polymerase I; transcription by RNA polymerase II; tRNA transcription by RNA polymerase III. The transcript is spliced from 4 exons.
CCGGCUGCCUCUCUCGGACGCAGCUCGCCGCAUUGUUUCGUUCAGCCGGGCCUUCACGCCGAAACCCUUCCCCUCUUUCUCCGGGUUCCGGCGGCGGCGGCGGCGGCGAAGAUGAUCAUCCCGGUGCGCUGCUUCACCUGCGGCAAGGUGAUUGGGAACAAGUGGGACCUCUACCUGGACCUCCUCCAGGCUGACUACACGGAGGGAGAUGCUCUGGAUGCUUUAGAAUUGGUCCGCUACUGCUGCAGGCGAAUGCUCAUGACCCAUGUUGAUCUCAUUGAAAAGUUGCUCAACUACAACACAUUGGAGAAGACUGAUACAAGCUAAGAGAACACGCCAUGCUCCACAAUCACCUACUGUUUCUUAGUAUCAUAGAGUGUGUGUGGUAUGUUGUUUCUUCUGUACCAGGAGAGGCUGGUUGUGAGAUGAUAAUGUUAAUUUGGUUUGCUCAUGAAUGAGGGACGUUUGAUGUGUCGGUGCAUGUUGCAUCUAUGCUAUGAACUUGCGAUGCUGUCAGAUAUUUGAACUUUGAAGCGAUAUAACUGUUGACCAAAAUCUACUCGUACAUUCGUGUGGAUUGGAGCGGUAAUGUUUUUGUUGUCAAA